Molecule: messenger RNA, 1550 nt
Organism: Paramacrobiotus metropolitanus
Lineage: Eukaryota; Metazoa; Tardigrada; Eutardigrada; Parachela; Macrobiotidae
Product: glutamate--cysteine ligase regulatory subunit-like
Exons: 8
Coding region: 406-1173 (255 amino acids)
Biological process (GO): glutathione biosynthetic process
Cellular component (GO): glutamate-cysteine ligase complex
Molecular function (GO): glutamate-cysteine ligase catalytic subunit binding; enzyme regulator activity; oxidoreductase activity
Source: RefSeq, a predicted model, not a curated record
CGCGUUCGAGCCCGACAACAAAAACUGCCAUCACGGUUUUAAUCGAUUGGCCGGGAGGAAUUUUGGUUUUGUAAAUUCUGUCAUAACAAUUCUGUAUACAUCACUACAUCAGUUACCGGUUCAUUUUGUUUUGUGGUUUUGUUUUCAGUUUUCCUGAGUCGAAUUUAUUUGGAAACCCUGUUUUGUUGACAGCUGUAGCGCGCCAUCCAGAGAUUCGAAGUUGUGAAGACACGGUACGUUGUUGAUGAUCGAUAAUCGAUAUUCUGCACAGGACUUGCCAGCUCGCCAUAUUCCUUCAUCGGGAAACUUCUCAAAGAAAAAUAUUGUUUUCGUCCUUGCGGGACCUUGCCUUUUGCUUCCAUUAGGCUGGUUUGAAACGGGAAUUCGGAAGCUUGACUAGUUCUGAUGGACGGCCCGACGAUGAAUCACGAAGAAAUCGUUGUUCAUACUGGAAAUGUGCUCCAUUCCGAGCAUUUGAAGAAACGCGUGAACCUUGGUCCACAGGAAGAGCUGAUCGACUGCUUACUGGAAGCGCUGAAAUCGUCUGCUCCUGUCCUUCAAGGAUCUUCUGCCGAGGGGCGUGCACUGCAUUGUGGAGAUGGUAGUGCGGAGCUUUUCAUUGAUGAAAAGCGAGAAGAUUUGAAGAUCACCGUGAAAAUCUUCCUAAUUGAAGUCACGCGGGAAGCCGUCAAGAAUGCGGUCAGCAGCAGCUUGAAAUAUUUGCAAGUGGAAAGUGUGGAUCUGUUGCUGGUGUCCGUUCCGUCUAAUAACUACACUGAUUUCCGUGAAGCAUGGUUGGCCUUGGAGGAAGUAGUGAAAUCCGGUGCCGCCGAAAGCAUCGGUGUUAGUGACUUCAGCCUGGCGGAAUUGGAGAAACUCUAUGGCGAAGCCAGCGUCAAGCCCUCUGUUAACCAAGUCAAUUUGGAAUCCUGUUGUGUAAUUCCACCGGAGCUGUCGGAGUUUGCCAAAAAACACCAGAUUCAGUUGUUGACUCACAAUGAUCCUAGAGUAAUGAUGGACUGCAGUGGGGUUUCUGACUUGUUGAAGUCUUCUACACCGUUCUUGAAAUGCGAUGAUUGGAAAGCUUCGUGGUUAGUGCGCUAUACUGCCAUGGUCAAAUUGCGCGGAGUAGUAAAGAGUCGAGGCUUUAUUUUUUGCAUUAGGCGCUGUUGAAUCUUAAAUUAUUGCGCCAGUGAUUACGAAUUAUUUAAUUUUAUAUGUAUUUUUGGUGUAUCAGUUAUUUAAUCGCUUUCAUUGAUGCUCUCUAGGUAUACAUUCUGUGCGCUAAAUUUUGACCAUAUGCAUUUAUGUUUUUGCGUAUCUGAAAGAAAACAUACUAUGUGGUUCCGGUUAUCGUUAAACAUAUUAUCGUUCGUUGCGGACUAACGUGCUGGAACUAACAGUUGCUUGAAUUAAGUGGAGAAUAAGUACGGUUGUAUUCGAGCAGCACAAUAUUAUUAUAUUUAAGGGCAAUUUUUUAAGCAGCAUCCUGACUACUGGUAAUCAAAAAAUUUUCGGUUCACGUGGAUCGGCAAUAAAAAAGACGGAUA